Molecule: messenger RNA, 615 nt
Organism: Fraxinus pennsylvanica
Lineage: Eukaryota; Viridiplantae; Streptophyta; Magnoliopsida; Lamiales; Oleaceae
Source: the annotation of a GenBank genome assembly
AUGGGGGACCCAAGACAUACAGAAAUCGAGAAAAAUACAGUGGAAGAAUCUCUUUUGCAGUCCAUGGAGGAGGGACCACAAGUUCAAGAAGAGGAAGAGAUACCGAUUGAAUGUCAGUUCGUUAGUUCAGAUAAUGACGUUGACAAUGAUGAUUUCCACUAUGAAAAGAAUGCAUCCAAUCAUAUUGAGAUUGGAUUACAUGCAGACCCUGCAAGUGAAAUUGAGGUUGGAGGUGAAGAAGAGAAAAGUUCUGAUGAGUUAGAUUGCCCAAUGCCUAGGAGGCUACUGAGUAAUACAACAAGUGAAGUGCAGCCAUCAACACCGAACUCCAAUUUCCAGUUCAUGCCAACACCUGGCAUUGGUGUAACAAGUGCCUCCCAGUUGAAGAACUAUGGUCCUCCACCUGAUCAGCCAGGCAGUUUAACAAUGGAGAAAGCACCUCCACAGAUGCAAACUACUUGUAUUCCACUUGAAUCCAUGGUGAAGGAUUUCCAAAAUAUAGAGAACCAAGAAACUGAAAGGAAGAGGGCAGCCAUGAUAAAAAACAAGAAGGUCGUUCAAGGGUCAGUUACAUUUGUGCCACCAAGACUGAAUAAAAAUUCUGCCACUCAGUAG